AUGUCCGAGUACAGUUAUGCACCCUCUCGGCACCGCAACCGCGAGCCCGAGUAUGUGACCGAGACGACCUACAUCGAGCGCGGCGGUCGAGGCGGGGCAGUGCGUGAUCUCGCCUACCGCCCCGCGACCCGCGAGGACAGCAUCGAAGAGAUUCCCCGCGACUUCCCUCCGGGCGCCGAGUUCAGGCAGACCAAGUACCGUGAGGAGUAUGCCGUUCCUCGUCGCACCCGUUCCGUGAACCGCAGCUAUGACGACGACUACUAUGACCGCCCUCGUCGCCGUGACCGUGAACGUGACCGCGAGUACGAUGAAUACACCGAGUACUCGGAGCGCCCCAAGCCUUCCCGCCGCAAGUCCAUCGUCGACCAAGUCAAGGGCAUCGGCGAGGCGGCAGGCCUGGGAGGCAUCAUCGGCGCCGUCACUGGCCGCGACCGCUCUCGUUCACGCGACCGCUCCCGUUCCCGUUCCCGCUACCGAAGAGACGACCGCGGCUAUGAUAGCGAAAGAUACGCAUAUGACCGCCGAACCCGCUACAGCUCCCGUUCCCGCUCACGCAGCCGCAGCCGACCAGCAGCCAAGGAGAAGUGGGAGCAGGCCGCCAAAGCUGCUCUUGUUGCCGGUGCCGUCGAAGCCUUCCGCAGCCGCAAAGAGCCUGGUCCAUGGACUGGUGCCAAGGGCCAGCGUAUUGCCACGGCUGCCAUCGGUGCCGCUGGUAUCGACGGUCUGAUUGACCGAGACGGAAAGCACGAGAAGAGACACAUUGCCGAAUCCGCCUUGGGUGGCCUUGUGACUUCACGCCUCGCCAACGGCUCUCGCUCCCGGUCUCGUGCUCGUGCUCGUGACAGCUCCAGGUCUCCUUCUCGCUCUCGCUCUUGCGCUCGGUCCAGGUCCAGGUCCAUCUUCGGACGCUCUCGCUCCCGUGGACGUUCCCGCUCUCGCUCCAGCGACGGAAACAGCAAUGGUCUCGCCAAGGUUGCGGGUACCGGCGCCGUCAUCGCCGCAGGAAAGGCCCUCUAUGAUCGUGUGCGCUCCAAGUCUCGCUCUCGCCGCGAGCGAUCCCGCUCUUCCAGUUCGGACAGCUACGUACCAUCACGCAGGGGCAACCGCCGCUCGUACAGCCGAGGCCGCGGUAUGGACGACCAGUAUUCCGAAGCCUCUUCCAGGACUAACCCAGAUCGCAGACUAGCCGCUCCCGUGGGGGCUGGCGCAGGUGCUCUAGCAGCACAGAGUGGAGGAGGAGAACGGGGUCGAUGGAAUCCUAGCAGCGAUUCCGAGUCGUCCACCGACAUGGAGGAAAAGCGCAAGAAGCUUCGAGGUAAGGAACUUCUCACUGCGGGCCUGGCUACGGUCGCUACGAUCCAUGCCGCGCACGGAGUAUACUCUUCCAUGGUGGCCUCGGAAAACCGCCGAAAGAUGGUUAGCGAAGGCGAAAUGUCGCCUGAAGAAGCACGCAAACGCAAAUCCAAAAACAUGCUCCAAGACGCUGCUGCCGUGGGCAUUGCUGCCCUUGGUAUCAAGUCAGCCUACUCUGAAUGGAAAGAAAUGAACGAGCAGCGCCACAGCGUCAAGGAGCUCGAAGCCCGCCGCCGCAAGAGGAGAAAGAUAAGAGAACGACGAGAAAAGGAAGCCCGCAUGAAUGCUCUCGGCAAUAUGAAUGGUCCAGGCGCUAAUCCGUACGCAUAUCCCGUAGCUGCCAACCAGUCCUACCCACCUUCGUCGUAUGCGGACCCCAACACAUACGGUAGCUCUGUGCCUCCACCACCCAUGGGUGCAAGGUACUAG
Molecule: messenger RNA, 1782 nt
Organism: Exserohilum turcica Et28A
Lineage: Eukaryota; Fungi; Ascomycota; Dothideomycetes; Pleosporales; Pleosporaceae
Exons: 1
Coding region: 1-1782 (593 amino acids)
Source: RefSeq, a predicted model, not a curated record